Necator americanus (New World hookworm) is the source of this 300-nucleotide messenger RNA. RefSeq lists its product as uncharacterized. Lineage: Eukaryota; Metazoa; Nematoda; Chromadorea; Rhabditida; Ancylostomatidae. The coding region runs from base 1 to 300 and encodes 99 amino acids. The record is from RefSeq and is a predicted model, not a curated record. The transcript has a single exon.
AUGACUGCUCCACGUACCCCAGAUGGAACAACUACAGCAUCGAGAGGGGGAAUGAAAAAGGUCAUCCACGACUUCUACUCAGAUCUCUUCAACAGCCACGUCCACUGGCCUCUGAGGGAAGAUGGACAUGUCAUUGCAGGGGUGCUUCCUUCCGAAGUCCGAGAGGCCGUCAUUUCAGUGAAAUAUCUUGCUCCCGGUCUCGACAGAAUGAGGCCUGAACAUUCGAAGUACCUACCGCCACUCCUCAUCAACACUGGCGAGAAUCUUCACUCGUUAUCUGUCGGAAUGCAAGAUUCCUAA